This is a messenger RNA of Abrus precatorius (Indian licorice), 594 nucleotides long. Its product is annotated as myb-related protein 340-like. Gene Ontology annotation, biological process: regulation of DNA-templated transcription. NCBI's taxonomy places the organism in Eukaryota, Viridiplantae, Streptophyta, Magnoliopsida, Fabales, Fabaceae. The record is from RefSeq and is a predicted model, not a curated record. Gene Ontology annotation, cellular component: nucleus. Gene Ontology annotation, molecular function: sequence-specific DNA binding; DNA-binding transcription factor activity. Bases 1 to 594 code for a protein of 197 amino acids. The transcript has 3 exons.
AUGGACAAAAAACCGUGCAACUCAUCCCAAGAUCCUGAAGUAAGAAAGGGACCAUGGACUAUGGAAGAAGACUUGAUCUUGAUCAACUAUAUUGCAAAUCAUGGUGAAGGUGUCUGGAAUUCCUUGGCCAAAGCUGCUGGUCUUAAACGUACGGGAAAGAGUUGCCGACUCCGGUGGCUAAACUACCUUCGUCCUGAUGUUAUAAGAGGGAAUAUUACACCUGAAGAACAACUUUUGAUCAUGGAACUUCAUGCAAAAUGGGGAAACAGGUGGUCUAAAAUUGCAAAGCAUCUUCCCGGAAGAACUGACAAUGAGAUUAAGAACUUCUGGAGGACUAGGAUCCAAAAGCACAUUAAGCAAGCUGAGAACUUCCAACAGCAAAGUAAUUCAGAGAUAAAUAAUCAUCAAGCAAGCACUAGCCAAGUUCCGACCAUGGCAAAGUCCAUGGAGACAUAUACUCCACCCUUUUACCAAGGAAGUAAUUUGGAUUCAUUACCAACUCACUUUCCUAUAAUUAAUGAUCAGCCAAAUUGUUACACCAAUGACAAUAAUUAUUGGAGCAUGGAGGAUAUUUGGUCUAUGCAAUUAAUGUAA